Dermacentor andersoni is the source of this 684-nucleotide messenger RNA. Its product is annotated as ubiquitin-conjugating enzyme E2-17 kDa. The record is from RefSeq and is a predicted model, not a curated record. NCBI's taxonomy places the organism in Eukaryota, Metazoa, Arthropoda, Arachnida, Ixodida, Ixodidae.
UUGAAACAGUUAGCACGCGCAAGUCCGCCGCUGCGCAGGGCGACGAUUGUUUAGCCGUGGAAUUCAGGGGGUAGGCUUACUUGUCAUGGCUUUGAAGAGGAUCAACAAGGAGUUGCAGGACUUGGGAAGAGAUCCUCCUGCCCAAUGUUCAGCGGGCCCUGUAGGAGAUGAUUUAUUCCACUGGCAGGCUACAAUUAUGGGACCCCCUGACAGCCCCUACCAAGGUGGAGUGUUCUUCCUCACCAUCCAUUUCCCAACAGACUAUCCAUUCAAACCACCCAAGGUAGCCUUUACGACGCGAAUCUACCACCCAAACAUCAACAGCAAUGGGAGCAUUUGCCUGGAUAUCUUGAGGUCACAGUGGUCCCCAGCUCUAACAAUAUCUAAAGUUUUGCUUUCCAUUUGCUCGCUGCUGUGUGAUCCCAACCCGGAUGACCCCCUGGUUCCAGAGAUAGCCAAGAUAUACAAGACUGACCGAGAAAAGUACAAUGACCUAGCAAAGGAGUGGACCAGGAAGUAUGCCAUGUGACUCUAAUAAGGAUUUUUCCUGGCUUUUUUUUUUUUUUUCAACAUUCUUUGUAUCCCCUGGAAAAAGGGGACUUAAAAACCCUAUGGUAGUGCAAAGAGAAUGUCAGCCACUGCUUUGGAAGUCUGUGCUUUGUGUAAAUAAAAUCAUCUUUUACA